Molecule: messenger RNA, 6506 nt
Organism: Sus scrofa (pig)
Lineage: Eukaryota; Metazoa; Chordata; Mammalia; Artiodactyla; Suidae
Gene: SEC24A
Product: SEC24 homolog A, COPII coat complex component
Biological process (GO): COPII-coated vesicle cargo loading; endoplasmic reticulum to Golgi vesicle-mediated transport; intracellular protein transport
Cellular component (GO): COPII vesicle coat; endoplasmic reticulum exit site
Molecular function (GO): zinc ion binding; SNARE binding
Source: RefSeq, a predicted model, not a curated record
GAGAAUCAGUGACGUGGCAGGCGCGGCCAAGCACGGUCCUUCGGGCCGGGACACCCGGAGCAGUCAGGUGGCUUCUGGGCAGCCCCACAGGGAGAGAAGAGCUCACCGGCGGCGACAGCGGCGGCGGAGGGGGGAGAGGCCGGAGCCGGAAGUGCCACGUGUCCCGAUUGCGCCUGCGCGGCCGGCGGCUGACAGGCAGUUCCGGCUGGGGCCUCCCUCGGUCUCUCUCCGCUCGGCUGCUUCCUCCCAGCCCGGCGUUCCCGGCCCGGCCGGCACGACUCUCGAGCCUCAGCACCCAGGCCAGGCCAUGGCCGCCGGCGGGCUGGGGAGACUGUGGCGCCAUGCCUAGGGCUUUAUGCGCCUCCGGCUCUCUCUCCCUGCACCAGCCCUAAGUCGUUGGCCCCCUCCCUCCGCUUCCAGCAGUGGUCUUUCGGGUCGGCUUGGCGCUGUCGCAGACCCCGACCAGCCCCUUCCAGUCCCGACGAACACCGUCGUCAUGUCCCAGCCCGGGAUACCGGCCUCCGGCGCCGCCCCCACGGGCCUCCAGGCCCAGAACGGGGCCGCCCCAGCCUCGGGGUCUCAUUACAGCAACGGUCCUGUCCAAAAUGCACUGAUGUCUUCACAAGUAUCGGUGAGCCAAGGAUAUAAUUCCCAGCUUCCAGGAUCCUACCCUCAUCUAAUACCAGCAAAGACUUUGAAUCCAGUCCCUGAACAGUCUAACUCUGGUGGUUCCCAGACUCUUUCUCCAUUAAGCAGUUAUCAGGGACCUGGACAGACUCUUUAUAGACCACCUGUGGCUUCUAAUCCAGUGACACCUUCGCUCCAUAGUGGUUCUGUUUCCCGAUUGCCACCACCUACUUCUCAGAACCCAGCUGCUACACCAAUGCCUUCUGGGAGCUUUCCUCCUGGAGCCAACAUACCACCACCUUUGAAUUGGCAGUAUAACUAUUCACCACAGACAAACCAUUAUCCUCGUGCAUCAUCCCAGCCAGCUAUGUCGGGGAAUACAAAUUUGACAAAUCAUCAGUAUGUUUCUUCUGCAGAUACUUCACUUCAAAACAACUUCAUAAAAUCAGGGUCUACACCACCCUUAGUGAGUCCACCUCUACCUACUACUUUUCAACCAGGAGCUCCUCUUGGACCCCCUCCAACUGGAGGACCACCUCCAGUCAGGGCCCUUCCUCCUCAGAAAUCAACACUUAGAGCUGUGCCUCAGCCCUCAUUUAAUUCAGCUAGCAAGCAAGAAGCAACCCCACAGCCUACUAAUAAGAAUCCCACAGUGAGCCGAAGUGUUGGAUAUUCAUAUCCCUCCUUACCACCUGGCUAUCAGCACACCACACCACCUAGUAUGGCAGGAAUGCCACCCUCCUCCUUCAGUUACCCAAGUGGCCCACAGGCUUUUACUCAGACUCCCUUAGGUGCUAAUCAUUUAACUGCAAGCAUGAGUGGAUUAAGUCUUCAUCCAGAGGGGCUAAGAGUUGUCAAUCUUCUUCAAGAAAGAAACAUGCUUCCAUCAACACCUUUGCAGCCUCCGGUUCCAAAUUUGCAUGAAGAUAUCCAGAAACUCAACUGUAACCCAGAGUUAUUUCGAUGCACACUAACUGGCAUUCCUCAGACUCAGGCCUUACUGAAUAAAGCCAAACUUCCUUUGGGACUGCUGCUUCAUCCUUUCAAAGACCUAGUGCAAUUGCCUGUGGUUACCUCUAGUACAAUUGUGAGAUGCCGUUCAUGCAGGACAUACAUCAACCCUUUUGUCAGCUUUCUUGAUCAAAGGAGAUGGAAAUGUAACUUAUGUUACCGAGUCAAUGAUGUUCCUGAAGAAUUCAUGUACAACCCUUUGACCAGAGUCUAUGGAGAACCUCACAGAAGACCUGAAGUUCAGAAUGCUACUAUUGAGUUUAUGGCUCCUUCAGAAUACAUGUUACGGCCACCUCAGCCUCCAGUGUACCUCUUUGUAUUUGACGUGUCUCACAAUGCAGUUGAAACUGGAUACUUGAAUUCAGUUUGCCAGAGUUUGUUAGACAAUCUGGAUUUGCUUCCUGGCAACACUAGGACAAAAAUUGGCUUCAUAACAUUUGAUAGUACAAUCCACUUCUACAGUCUUCAAGAAGGUCUCUCCCAACCUCAGAUGCUAAUAGUUUCAGAUAUUGAAGAUGUUUUUAUACCUAUGCCAGAGAACUUACUAGUAAAUUUGAAUGAAAGUAAAGAGCUCGUCCAAGAUUUACUGAAAACUUUGCCGCAGAUGUUCACCAAGACCCUGGAGACCCAGAGUGCCUUGGGUCCAGCACUUCAGGCGGCCUAUAAGCUGAUGUCCCCAACUGGUGGUCGGAUGUCUGUCUUUCAAACACAGCUCCCAACUCUUGGAGUGGGAGCCCUGAAACCACGAGAAGAACCCAACCAAAGGUCAUCUGCUAAGGAAAUUCACUUGACACCAUCAACUGACUUCUAUAAGAAAUUAGCCUUGGACUGUUCUGGUCAGCAGGUAGCUGUUGACUUAUUCCUUCUCAGUGGGCAGUAUUCCGAUUUGGCUUCUCUAGGUUGUAUUUCCCGGUAUUCAGCAGGUAGUGUCUAUUACUAUCCGUCUUACCACCAUCAGCACAACCCAGUGCAAGUACAGAAGUUACAGAAGGAACUACAUCGAUACCUCACUCGGAAGAUUGGCUUUGAGGCAGUCAUGAGAAUUCGGUGCACCAAAGGUCUUUCCAUUCAUACUUUCCAUGGGAACUUUUUUGUUCGGUCAACAGACUUACUGUCUUUGCCUAAUGUUAACCCAGAUGCUGGGUAUGCAGUACAGAUGUCAGUGGAAGAGAGUCUUACUGACACUCAGUUGGUUUCCUUUCAGUCAGCGCUCUUGUAUACAUCCAGCAAAGGUGAAAGAAGAAUUCGAGUUCAUACUUUGUGUUUGCCAGUAGUUUCAACUCUGAAUGAAGUCUUUCUUGGAGCUGAUGUUCAAGCAAUUUCAGGGUUAUUAGCCAACAUGGCUGUUGACAGGUCUGUGACUGCCAGCCUGAGUGAUGCUCGGGAUGCCCUAGUGAAUGCCGUCAUAGACUCUCUUUCAGCUUAUCGGUCUUCAGUCCUAAGCAACCAGCAGCCUGGACUCAUGGUUCCUUUUUCUUUGCGGCUUUUCCCACUGUUUGUGUUGGCUCUCCUUAAACAGAAGUCAUUUCAGACUGGGACAAAUGCACGUCUGGAUGAGCGAAUUUUUGCUAUGUGUCAGGUGAAAAAUCAGCCCUUGGUUUACCUUAUGCUUACCACUCAUCCCAAUUUGUAUAGAGUUGACAAUCUCUCAGAUGAGGGAGCAAUCAACAUCAAUGAUCGCACUAUACCUCAGCCGCCUAUUCUUCAGCUUUCAGUGGAGAAGCUGAGCAGGGAUGGAGCUUUCCUCAUGGAUGCUGGCUCUGUACUAAUGCUGUGGGUUGGAAGAAAUUGUGGACACACUUUUCUCAGCCAAGUUCUAGGAGUUGAAAACUAUGCAUUAAUUCCACAGACUAUGACAGACCUUCCAGAACUUGAUACACCAGAAUCCGCUAGAACAAUAGCUUUCAUCUCCUGGCUUAGAGAGCAGAGACCGUUUUACCCAAUACUUUAUGUAAUAAGGGAUGAGAGUCCAAUGAAAACGAACUUCCUUCAAAACAUGGUGGAAGACAGAACAGAAUCUGCAUUAUCAUACUAUGAAUUCCUCUUGCAUAUACAACAGCAAGUAAAUAAAUGAAGAUUACUUGACUUAGUAAUUUCUAAGGAAAGUCGCGAUAAUGUGGAACACCUGAAAAUGUGUAGUGCCCUCCUUUCCUAUUAAGUUUGCGGACUGAUGUGAUGAUUAUAUGUUCUCACUGUGAUUUCAACAAGCUAUAGCAAAUAAAGGACCACAGCAGAGAAUCAAACAUGCAACUCUGAAAUACUGUAUUUUUCAAAUCAAAAUACAUCUGCAUAUGAUUGGAUACCUUUUUUCCUUUGCUGCCAAUUAUGUUUCAGUUGUUAAGGACUGAAAUAAGACAAUAUCACAAAGUACAGUUUGUAAAAUAAAGACGUGUGUGUUCCAAGUGUAUAUUUCUCUUUUUUCCUGAAUUUUUGGCUGCUACAUUUAAAACCUCACAAGACUAAAUGUUGCAGGGAAAUUACAAAUCUAUUGAUAAUGGUCUUUUUAAAAUCAAAAAAUUUCUUAAGUUAACUAAAUGUAGAAAAACUAGAGUCCAUCCCCCACAGCUUUUUUGUUUUUUAAGGAAGAAACGGGAUCAUCAUGUUAGCUAAAACUCUAGCGUAGCUUGAGAGAAUAUGAAGUGAUACAGUCAAGCUUUAAAAUCUGUCAGUAUUCUCUAUACUUGAAGAACAAAGUCACUGAAGUGAAAACUAUGAAUAAGUGGUUUUCUGCUUGGUUGGACGACUUGGUUGGACACUAUCUUAUUCUGCAGUGAAAGGAAUCUGAGCUCUCCUCAUAAAUACAUUGGGACUGGGACUGGCAAUGAUGAUAGGGAGAUGAGAAACUUAUUUUGAUCCUUUAAGUGGGUUUUAUUUGGUACAUUUCUGCUCUGUGAUAUCUAAUAAAAGCAUUAUAUUGGUGAAAUGAGUAUGAAUGAAAGAAAUGGUGUCUCAAAUGCAUCAGUAACAUUUUUCUAAGAAAUUUAAUAAUUAAAUUGGAAGCCACUCAUAAGAUAUUUAUUCUUGGAUAUUAAAACGUACUGAAGCAUGAAUGCUUCUGUUUGAUUUAGUGGAUAUUAUGUAAAUCCACAAUAUGGAAGUUAUGAAAGAAACUUGGUUUCUGAACAUGCUCAAAAACUGCUUUUUUGAUUCGGCCAGAAAAACAUUAUAGUCAAAACUCUUGAGUGAAUUUUGUUUACAGAUAGGUAAAUUACACAUUUGUAUAUUUAAAGUGCUGUGAUAGAAUAUCUUUAAAGAGUUUGGCCCAGUUUUCACAGAUUCAUUUGUCUUGUUUGAACUUCUUAAAGUAAACGUUGUUCAUGAGUAAUACUUGCUGAAUAAAUUUUUGGUUUUUUGUUUUAAUGGGUUAGAAAAAAUGUGUUUACAAUCUUGAUUUCAUAUGAUCACCAAUGAAAUAGUAACUUUCAGGUUUACAUCAGUAUGAGCUGACUUUAACUGAAUUGUUUUGGGAUAGGGAAAUACAGGUCCCACGAGUAUAUACACUACUGCUUACCAGGCAGAUCAGAAUAAUUGUGUUCUAUAAAAAUACUAUCUCCCUUAAGCAGUGUUAAGGUUUAUUUUCAGUAUACUAGUGGUACAAUGAACUGGAAAUUUUCUUGAAAGCUGCUUCAUUGUUAGGAAGCAGUUUUCAAACUGGGGAUAAUUAGAAUGCAUUUAUAUUUUUCCCUCUUCUAAAGAAACAGAGAGUCCUUAUUAUGCACUGUUGCUUUGUAUAAAAUAAAAUUCUGUUCAUAAUGUGAAUUUUAAAUGUUGAUAUGCUAGUCCUUUUUUGAUAGUAGUAAAGAAUCUUCCAGAGGGAAAAGUUUGUGCUUCUAGGGACAAUAAUCUUUGUGCCUCACUUCAUCCCUAAGUGGGUAUGACUCUUCUUAUUACCAUAUGCUUUGUUAGUAUAUUUUACAAAUUUGCUUUAAAAAAUUAUUUUAGAUAUUGUGUAACAUGUGCAAUCAGAAUAAUUUUAUAAUAGCCAGGUCAUAAAAAGACAUUACUUUAGUACAGAUUCACUAUAUUUGUUCUCCCAGUAAUGAGAGAAUGAAUGAACCUUUUGGAGAUACUGAUAUUAAGCAAUUGUUUUUUGCAAUAUUGAAUGUGUUUUUUAGUUUAGUUUGUUUUUUUUCUCCAGUAGGGCACUACCUGCUAUCUCAUCUUGUAUUACUUUUUGACAUAAAGCAACUAAUCUUUACAGUAUGCCAUAUUUUUUUUAUUGUAGUUGUAAAUUAUGAAAGAUCCUUGAAUUUUCUAUAGAUCUACAACUACUAAAGUAACUGACAAGGGCAAUCUUGGUAUUUAAAUCUGAGCAUGGCAAUUCUACCAUAAAAAGUACUCUAUUUUUCUAAUUUCUAGGAUUUUUAAAAUAACAUUUCUCUGUCUGACACAUUAAUAUUCACUCAAGCUGUACCAUUUAUUUUAGUUUGCAUAUAUUUCAUUGUUUUAAUUUAAUAUAAUGUAUUGAGUCUAAUAGACUGUUUUUCAAUAAUUAGAAUAAAAGAUUUUCUUCUAAUCAGAGAUGCAUAACAGCUAUUAUCUAGGGGACCACCAAAUGUGAUUUCAGAAUUUCGUUAACUAUUACAAAUAUAAUCCUUAUAUAGAAAUUUUAAUUUUGUAAAGUAGUGUAUAAUAUUGUAACAUUAAAUUCUUGUUUUCAGAUUCAAAUAUGUAUUGAUCUUCAAUGUGCUGUGUUAAAUCUUGCUUCUCUUAAAUGUUAGAGACAAGAUUUGUCUUCCUUUUUACAGUUUGUAAUUUUCACUGUUUUAUUCCUGUAAAAAAAAAAAGUCAUUUGUAACCCAUGCAAAUAAUCGUUUGAACUGUGCUAACUUAUCAAUUUGGCUAUUCAAUAAAGUUAAUUGAACGAA